Messenger RNA from Stylonychia lemnae, 1962 nucleotides. The record is from the annotation of a GenBank genome assembly. Lineage: Eukaryota; Ciliophora; Spirotrichea; Sporadotrichida; Oxytrichidae.
AUGAGUGAUCUUAUUUUCUUAAGUGUAGUUAUAGGUUACGAAGGCUACAUUUUUAUUUAAGUUCUUGGCUAUAAAGUCCAUGAAUUGAAGUCGCUUGUCAAAAUUUGUCUUGAGAUAGAGAUUAAACAGCAUCUUAUGAAUGAUUUGACUCAAGUUCAAAUCUUAUAAUUUAAAGUCAUUACCAAGACUAUCUAUUCAUUGAUGGGAAUCUCUUAGUUCACCUCUAAUGUCUCUGAAUUAGAUAUGACCUUUUUCUUUUUCUUAAUUGAAAUGAAACAGAAUUCUUUUAAAUUGAAUCUACCUGAGGUUAAUACUUCUUCUUAAUAAACAACUAUUUAUUCAAAUAAAGCAAGGAGUUCAUUUCUAAGUAAAUUAAUCAAGCAAAAACAAGACUAAAGCAAAUUCGAAAAUUCGGAUAAAAAGACUCCAAGAAAAGAGAAUACAAAAGUGCAAAUUUCUCUUCGAAAAUCUCAAUCGUAAGGUAACAUACAGAGUGUGUGGGGGUAUUAUGGCCAUGGCUCAUCUACUUCAAGAAAGUAUUAUACAAACUCAUUAGGUUUUGAUAAAGAUGAAAUUUAAUAAUCAUCUACUUCAAACUUGAACACAGACAGAAAUAUUGGAGAAAUAUUCAAUAAUAAAGCUAUCAAAGCUUUAUAAUACUCAGAGUCAGGCUCAAUAAUAUCGAUGCCAGUUCCAAAUUAAUCUCAAAACUAGCAUGACUUGUCUAUAAAGAUUAGAGGAAUAAAGAGGGAUAAUAAAAAAAGACUUAAGAAAUUAAAACUUACUCCUAUUUCCUCAAGAGUUUAGUCAGUUAAUGAAAAAUCUCAUAUAGGAAGAUAAAUUCUCUAAUAGAUGAAGGAUUAUUCAUAAUUCUAGUAAGAGAAUUAAAUAAAAACUCUCAGCUAGAAAUAAAAUGUAAAGGCUAAUGAUGAUAGUGAAGAGAUAGAGUUAGAGUAAUUUAUGAAAAUGGACCUUAAUGAUCCAGAGGAAUAGGUUAGCUCUUUAUAUAACACUAUAGCUUAGAGUAAGAUUGGCCUCAAAAGAAUGGAUUCUGAUAUAAAUGGUGAUGAUCCUAAUUAAUUCGUUUUUAAGCCAGAUUUUAACAUUAGAUAAUGCAAUUAUCUAUUUGUGAGAGCUGUUGAGAGUAAAUUUAAUGAUGAUUUGAAGCCAUAAUAUGUGAAAGAAAUGGAAGUUGGACAUUCAACCAUCUUAGGUGGGGAAAAGAAUGAUGAAGUAUAAGCUCUUAAAGGGUUUAAGAAAUCAGAAUUAGUCUUAAAAUAAAUCAAAUAAUAGCUGAAAUCGAGGAGAACAGAUGAUGGAAAAGCAAUAUCUACAAGAUAGGCUAUUUUAAAUAAACAAUAAGAAUAGUUGGAUUAAUCUAAGAAUGGAAAACAAGCAGGAAGUAAUUCGAGAAUGUCUCAUGAGCCUAUACUUGCGAGAGAUCUACAAAACUAUUAUUCAUCUGAAGAUAACUUUUAGGAUGACCUGCCUUAUGAUCUGUAUAAUAUGGUGGAAAUGUACAAACAAAUAUCAAAGGCUUAAGUCCUUCCAUACUUUUCAGAAAUCAAGCAUGAUGAUCUUAGAAACUUUUAAAAUCUAAGAAAAUACAAACAUAAGAUGCUAGAUAUAAAUACUGAGACAAAUAGAGAAUUUCUAGAAGGCUAGUAUCAUAAGCUACUAGAAAAGAGACUAACUGAUUAGUAGAAGAGUAUAACUGAAUAAAACAGUAGAUUUGCAAGCAUUGAAAAAUACAACGGCCACUAUGACAUUUCUUCAAUUAAGAAGAAACUUAGAAAGAAAGAAAUAGAGACUCUAAAUGAAAAAGUAAAGGAGAAACUGCUUAAUGAUUUUCUUCCAUACUACACACUUAAGUCUGGAGGAAAAUAACCAAAAGAUCUACUAAAAGAAAUGAAAUAACAAAAGAAGCAAAAUGCUUUAAAUUAUAAUCAAAAUAACUUUUGA